Closterium sp. NIES-65 is the source of this 3345-nucleotide messenger RNA. NCBI's taxonomy places the organism in Eukaryota, Viridiplantae, Streptophyta, Zygnematophyceae, Desmidiales, Closteriaceae. The record is from the annotation of a GenBank genome assembly.
AUGCUGCCGGCGUAUCUCUGGCACAAAGUCUUCCGCUACCUGCUGCUGCCACCUGGCUCCUCUUACCCUGAAACUCCCCUUGUCCGGGGCAGGCGAAAGUUUCCAUGGUAUCUCGCCACUACGGAACAACCCAUAACGGACAGGAAUCUGCCUGUGAGAUUUGUGGACCCUGAUUUCUCAGCAGCCGGGCAGCACUGGAAGAACGCGAGGAGCUAUGGCAGUGGGUGGGCGCUGCUGUGCUGCGCCAUGGCCAGCAAGAGGCUUCUCGCCCUCGUGCUCUCCUUCUCCGCGUACCACCCCAUCUUCCAGCCAACCAGCAUUCACAUUCUCUCCUUCAAUCCCUCUCCGCAGGCUAACCACCCCAUCGCCUACGUUUGCAACGAGCUGCACCCGCGGUGGAUCAAAAGCGCCCACCACCCCAUCGAGCUGGUAUACAACGAGCUGCACCCGCAGUGGAUCAAGAGCGUCGAAUUCUUCCUGCGCCAGCGCCACCGCCUCAGCUCCCUCUCGCUUACCUACACGGACAAGGAGCAGCUUGAAAACCUUGACUCGCCACUCCGCCAGCCCUUUACCUCCCUCACCUCCCUCAGUCACAAGCUGCGCAUCUGUGUCGACAAAUCCGACAGGUUUGACGACGAUCCUUAUAAGGAUUAUAAGGAUGAAGAGGAUGAGGAUUCCUGGACCCACUCCUUGAACUGCCCAGGCCUGCAGCGGCUGAAGCUUGGCCGAGGCAAGUGGAGUCUCCAGGAAGGCUGGGCUGAGCGCUUCAAGUCGCUGCGCAGCUUGACUCUCAAGCACAUGGAUUGGAGCUACGUGGAUCUUAAGUAUCUUGGCACGGUCACACCGCGGCUCACGGAGUUCGUUCUCUACCAUAGCUGGGAUUUGGACCCCCGAACCUCAGGCCUGGGUGUUGGUGGCACAUUCGCUUUUGACUUAUCGAAGGCUCAAACCGUCCGCUUUUAUUUCCCGCAUAGCAGCCUCACACUCUCCCUCACACUCUCUCACUCGCUCACGAUUUUCUCAGCCAUGGCGAAACAGCUUGUUCUCUCCUGCAAUAGCACGAAACCUCUCACUCUCCAACACCUCUUGCUGUACGGCCAGAAGCGGCUUGUCAUUUCCUCCUUCCGCCUCGCUUCCGUGCGAGUUGCCUACCUCAACGGCCCUCCCAAAGACCACCACUCUCGCAAUGAUGAAUAUUCUUCCUACCUGGACUCUCCUGCGUUGUCACCUGAACGUUCACCUGAAAUUUCUGCAUUUUCCUGGGCUGAAUGGCCUGCCCCUAUAGCGCCAACAGUGGAGGUGCUUAUUGUGAGGCAUGGGGUGCCUGUAGAGGGGGUUGACGCGGAGUGGAGCAGCCUGCGCAGCCUUGGGAUUGUCGUGGAGAGAGAGGAGCGGUUUGAGGUGGAUUUGAAGGUUGAGAGGCGACGGGAUGAUGGUGAGGAGGUUACAGUGGAGGAUUUUCAGGAGCGCAACCAGAGGUUUCUGCAGCAGCAGCAGCAGCAGCAGCAGCGGUGGCGUCAGGAGGAGGAGGAAGAGCAGCAGGAGGGGCAGCAGCAAGAACGAAGACCUCCGUUUAUCUUGGCUCCAAACUUGCAAGCGAUCUUCUUCCCCACCCACGCAUGCGAGCAGCAAACCCUUGCUUCCCUUCGCAAACUCUGUCCCUCUCUCGCCCUGUACUGUAUCUCACGUCGCUCGUUCUACUGGGAGAAGCAGCGGAAGCAGUUGCCAGAGACCCCUGUGGUGCAUGUGAGGAAGGCGAGAAGCGGGGUGCCAUGCGCCUGCUUUGCGGAAAGGCGGCCGAAGAAUGUGCGGGAGAAGAUGCACAGCGUGAAUAGAAAGCUGGUUGAUGGGUACAGUGUUGAUAAAGAAGAGGCUUACAUGGCGGGAGUGGACGGGGGAGUAUCGGAUGCUGCUGGGGUGGGGGGGCAGGAAGAGGAGGAGCGGUGGGGAAGGGAGAAGCAGGGUCAGAAGAAGGAAAUGGGGAAGGUGGGAAUGACGCAAGGCAUUCGUCGCCGCCCACUGUCCAUCUAUUCAUCUGGCUCUCUGCUUGCUCUCCUUCCGCCCGUGCCUGCUUGCGCACGUCCCUGUCCCCUCCCCACUGACGCCAUGGGCGGUCCCGCGGACGGGCUAGGGCUCGGCGCGGAGGUCAACGGGGGCGCGGAGUCCGUCGCGGAUCUCCUCGCGCUUCCCCCUGACGCCCUUCCGCGGAGCGACCUUUUCUUCCGCCUUGCGCGCGCGCAUUUCCGCGCAGCUGUAUCCGCCUCCGCGGGUGGCCCCACCAACCCCGCGGACCCCGCAAGCUCCCCCGCGGGUGGCGCAAAUGACACUGCGGGAGGCGGGGAUAUUAACGACAAUAGUAGCGACGAGGCGCUCGCUUUAGACGUUGUCCGAAACGCGAUUCAGCCUUCCGAGCGGCCCGACCACGUUCCGUCUCUUAUUCUUGCGUCCGUGAUUUGCGCGCGGCGUGACACGUGGAGCGAAGAGGGCGUGCGCUACGGCGAACGCGCCGUCGAGCUCGCUGCCAGCAGCGGCCCGCAGCGCGCUAAGGCGCUCCACGCGUUGGGAGUUAAUCUCCUGCUACACUCGCGCAACCAUUAUAUUUCCGCGGCUCGGCGUGACCAGAGUCUAAAGCGCGCCGUUGAGUCGCUAACCCAGGCGUCAGAAGAAGAUGCCACGUCAGCAGCUAUAAUGGUGGAUCUCGCGCUCGCGUUGGCCGAGCAGCGCCACGUCAGCGAGGCGCUGAAGGUCGCGAAGCGCGCGCUGAAAGCCGGCGGCGGACAGUGGCUGCUGGCGUGGCAAUUACUUGCGCUGCUGCUGACGUGUCAGCAGCGAUUCAAAGACGCGGAGGAUAUGUGCCGCGGCGGGUCAGUGACAGAGGCAGUGGUGUGGCAGUGCCUGGCGGAGGCAUAUCUGGCUGGCGGGCGGGCGGCAGAUGCCGACCUCUGUGUGGCCAAGUGUCAGACACUGGACCCGUACUCUGCUGACACGUGGAUGGUGGCAGGCAUGCUUGAAGAGGCAAGAGGCUGCCCUGAGGAGGCCCUUGCCUGCUACCGCAGUGCCUUGGCCAUCGACCAAUGGCACGCUGCCAGCAAGGCACGGCUGGGAGCCCUGCUGCUGCAGAUGGGCGGGGAGUGGCUGCACAUGGCGCAGGUGUACCUGAGGGAGGUGGUAUCUGGUGAUGGGUUCGAUGCACGUGUGUGGCAUGUGCUGGGAUUGGUGGAGAGAGGGCGUGGGGAUGUGGGAGCUGCUGCCGAGUGUUUCAGGCGAGCUAUGGAGGCGGAGGAAACGGCCCCUGCUGUGCCGUUUAAUACGCUUAGGCCGAUCCUGCCGCAGCUGCUUCUGUAA